Molecule: messenger RNA, 3649 nt
Organism: Anastrepha ludens (Mexican fruit fly)
Lineage: Eukaryota; Metazoa; Arthropoda; Insecta; Diptera; Tephritidae
Product: forkhead box protein biniou
Exons: 4
Coding region: 371-2377 (668 amino acids)
Biological process (GO): animal organ morphogenesis; regulation of transcription by RNA polymerase II
Cellular component (GO): nucleus
Molecular function (GO): DNA-binding transcription factor activity, RNA polymerase II-specific; RNA polymerase II cis-regulatory region sequence-specific DNA binding
Source: RefSeq, a predicted model, not a curated record
AGAUUUUUAGGUAAAGAUUCCGUUGAUUCAAUGGAUUCAGUUGAUCGAGAAUAGCGUAAGAGAAAAGUACAAAAUCGCGUAAAUACUGUACGAUCUACGCGCAAUUAGUGAAAAAAAAGAAUUACCAAAUGGAAUAUAUCCAAAUUUAAGAUACACAGAAUAUAACAGCAAACAUAACUCAGCAUAGUUUUCCAUAUUCUAUACGCCAUUUGAAGAGUGGAAAGUGUUUAUUUCACCCAAAAAGCAUUAAAAAUUAAAAAUUAGUCACUGCAAACUCAGUUUAUGAGCCCACUUGUGUUAUAAGAAUAUAAUUCGCCGCCUCGUAAUUUCCUAAUGACUAACAGUUGUCGAGUGUAAUAAUACAAAUAAAAUGAUAAAAAGCGAGGAAGUUAUGGAUUCAAACAAUCACUCGGCCAAUCUUAAUGGCCUGCAUCACUCGUCACAUUUACCUCAUCACAGCAACAUUUAUCGCAAUCUGCCCUCGAACAUCUUAACCACACCAAAUUUCACACCUCUCACGUACAGUGAACAAACUUCUAUGCUGCGCAUGGCGCAGGAAUCACCUGAACUGCAAGAGGAGAAGCCUGACCUCAAUUAUUUAGAUCGCAAAUAUUACGCGACCAUGAUGACUCAACCGUCAGUUCAUGUCUCAGAGGCCGCGUCGUAUGGUCUUACAUCACUGCACACUAUGUGUGCCUCACCGAAUUCAUCAAAUGAAAAUGGCAUUGGCAUGCUGAUGCCGCCAUCACCCAACUCAUCACCACACAAUGAAGGCAUCAAAACGCCGUCGGAUGUUGAGCUGCAGCAUUAUGGGGCUACACAAAAUCGUGUUAUUGCCUCGAAAAUGGUGGACUUGGGACAGCAAAUGAAUCCGCAUUAUACGCCCACCAUAAAAUAUUGCACCAGUAAUACCAUUUUCAAUACUUCAGAGUAUUUGCCACACAACGACAAUGACCAUCCGCCUCCGCCUUCAGCAAUACCGGUAUCUGCAGAUACAGGCUCAAAUGAUCUUCUGACGCAAUCUUUGCAACGUAUACAAAAUGUCGGUAUGCCCUCAGUGUCUAGUGCGUCAGGUGUUAUAACCAGUUCUCAUAGUGUUUCUGGACAAUUGUGUGCCACAACUGAGACGAUGUCCUAUUCGAAUAGUUCGUCACCGGCUAAGUCGGUGCAUAGUAAUCAAAGUGAAGGUGGUGCGUUGGGACAACAGCAAUCCCAACAAACACAGCAGCAUAAUCAGCAGCAACAACAACAGCAACAGCAGCAGCAGUCAACUGCAUCAUCAACGCAGGAGCUCACACCGCCUGAUACGACGAAAAAAUCCGGUGCCAGGCGACCGGAAAAACCCGCGUUAAGUUAUAUUAAUAUGAUCGCGAUGGCGAUCAAGGAGUCGCCAACGGGGAAACUAACGCUUAGUGAGAUCUAUAGCUUUCUUCAGAAAAGAUUCGAAUUCUUUCGUGGUUCAUAUGUGGGUUGGAAAAACUCUGUGCGCCACAAUCUUAGCCUCAAUGAGUGCUUCAAAAAGUUGCCGAAGGGUAUGAGUGUCGGCAAACCCGGCAAAGGCAAUUACUGGACAAUCGACCAGAACUCCGCAUACAUGUUCGAAGAUGAGGCCAGUUUACGCAGGCGACCGCGUGGUUAUCGAUCGAAACUCAAAGUAAAACCCUAUCCAAACACAAACGGUUUUUAUGCAGCAACAUCCUAUGACCCCGGCAUGGACAAUGCCAAUUUCUAUGCCACACAACCGUAUGGGACAUAUGACUACGCCACUAGCAGCGCCGCCGCCACUACACCCUUCACCGAUGCUUGGAAUUCACACGCUGCCCACACGCAAGCCACGCUGCCGCAGUACUCAAACAUAGCCGCUGCCUCUUCGGUGCUGCACAGCAGCAACAACAGUGCCACACCGCCACUGGCGCACUCACUGACCUCGUCUGCGUUAAUGAACGGCUCUGGCAGCCCCUCGCACGUCACUUCGGCGGCUCUUCAAAGCUCAAAUCCUGGCAUGGAUUACGCGACAGCCACUAUGGUGGCCGCCAAUUAUCCGUAUGCAAGUACGGCAGGUGGUGGUGGGGUCGUAGGAGGAGGUGCUGGCGCCUCUUAUAACCUUGAUAAUGGCUUACGCUCAAUGACUCUAUCGCACAUGCAUCAACAACAACAACAUCAUUCAGCGAUGACGCCGCCACCGCCACCACUACCAUCCAGCUCAACGUCAAUGGGCAGUGCCACACUUAUUGACCGGAAACCCAUCUUUUUGCCCUCCAUGGCACCACCCUCGACGGGCAAUAUGUCCACGCCUCCACUUCAUCACCAACAUUUGGUUGGAAGCACUAACGGCGGUAGUGGCGGCUACUAUGAGCAUAUAAAGUUUUCAAAUUAAUGGCUGACUUAGAAAAUUAAAAUAAAUAUUAAUUAAUUACAUAUACAUACACACAUGUAUGUAUUUAGAAUUAGAGUAGAGCUUGUGACAUCACGAAUGGCAAUGUACUAAACAGUCCCUAAAAGGGUAAAUAACUGCUAGUUGAAUUUUAAUUCCUUUCAUUUUGUUUUGUUUGUUCUUAUGAGUAGAAUUUGAUUUUUUAAGAAAAAUGUGUAAGUUAAAUUAAGUAUAACGUGUAGCGUUUUAAAUAAAAUAGAAGUGAAUAUAAUGAGGUGUCUAAUGAUCAGAAAGCAUUCUGUUAUUUGCAUGAGGAUGACCGGAACAACAAAGGCCAAGUACACCAGACCAAUAAGAAGCGUUCCCAAGGCAGUCGGUUCUACAUUACCGGAACGACCGAGAUUUAUAUCCGUCCAAAGACUGUCAAUUCAGCAGCAUUCGUCGUAUAUGUAUGCGAAUUUUUAUGCUGAUAUAACAACAACAACAACAACUAAUAAGGAAGCCGAGAUUGGGUUCAUCGAAAUAAACUGGGUAAAGGGUGACAGGCUGGCUUUAAGGGGGGGUAGGGUCACAAAAUCGAAAUUUUUUUUCUUCACUCAUCUUAUAGUAAAUCAUUUCAAGAAUGUUGUGUCAAAAUUUUAAGUGGAUCGGAGCAGAACUCUCAAAGUUAUAGCCUUUGUAGGCACUCUACCUCGAAUGCGGAGCAUCGAUAAUUUCUCAGAGUCAUUUUUUCAAACGCGUUUUUCCCGAAACGACUUCUUAAAAGUCGGUGCCAAUCACAACUCCGAAACUAUUCAACCGAUUCUUUUCAAAUUUGGCACACGUUUUCUAAAUCAAAAAUACCUCCCCCCUACACUGUUUUUUUUUUAUUUUUUUUUUUUUAAGGUUGUUUUUCACUUACAAAUAUGGCGAAAUUUUUCGCCAAAAAUGCUCGUUUUACAUUUUUUUGCCACCAAAACUACAAAAAUGAAAAAAAAAAAUUUUAUUAAUGUAGGGGGGAGCAUUACGUCAUACUUUAACUGAAAAAUUCGACUUUUUUAGUUUCAGAUGAUUCUACGACGAAUGCCGAUUGGCACCGCAGAGCACCUCUCGAAAAACAUAUCUCCAAAAAAACUCUGUCAUGGGCUUAUUUGUCAAUAUUUUAUUAUUAAUAUUUUUUAAAAACUUAUUGAAAAGAUGUACAAUAACAUGCAACUGAUUUUAUUAAAGUAUCUUAAGCCAUAUUUCUGUAAAAAAUUCAAAAAAAAAGUGUUUUUUUUUAGCGCUAAACCCUAC